ACAUGAAUUCGGUAUAGCAUUCGCUUGUUAAACUACUUGAAGAGGACGCACGUAAAGCCGAUGUCUAUAGGAAGGGACGUCGCGGGUUUUUGGGUGCACACUCGGGUGGAUUCAAUACGCGUGAUCGGCACCGGCUGCAGCCGCUGCUGCAGUGAGAUCACAAAGGGUGAUGCAGUUUAGCUGUUGGAGACACGCUUCUGAUCAAAGUGUCUCUGCGAGUGUCUGCACAUACACACACACACACACACACGCGCACGCACGCACACAUCGCAGCCGCACGAGCGUUCGCCAGCACCUGCGGAGCACCGCCGCUGCCUCCUGCCUUCAGCGCUCUCGGCAUCACAGACACGGGGCGGCUAAGCGGCUAAGCAGGAGCCGAGCUUCAGACGAGGGGGACCGGGGUGCUGCUAGACUAGACCCGCCGACCACUCUAACGCCUUGUCCCGCAACUGCACCCUUCAAAAGCGCCCAGAACAGCCAACGGUGCCUGAUAGACGGUCCAGGACGGCGGCAUCGGCAGCCAGAAAAAACAGGGCCCCUAAUAUUUCAGGAAUCUGGACAGCAUGGAGGAGCCAGAGGGGGAUAACCUUUCAGACACAGCCCACUUGAUCUCGCAUCUCCCUGACUAUUCCAUCGACGAGCAAUGCCCACCACUGGAACGUCGAUCUACUCUGUCUUGCCUGUUGUGGUCCACUGCUGUUGCCACUAUCAACAUUUUUGUCUUCAUUGUCAACUUUACCCUGUUGGUGGUUGUCUUUGGUCUGGUCCUCCUGCCCACCAUAGUGAUCAUCUACUUUGGGUUUAAGUGCCACUCAAGGGUCCUGCACUCCAAUGCAUCUUACUGCCAGCACCUGCUGGACGACAACUCUUCUUCAGCCCUCAUAAUUUUGGGGUUUGUAAUCAUGUCUCCUCUUAUCGUCGUUGCCAUGGCAAUCUACUGUGGGCUGUCUCGCAGGCUCCGCCUCUUUCUGCUCUUCCAGCCAUUCAAACGUGCAAAAUACCAGGGGCUUCAAUGGAAGGGCAUACAUGGAGCUGGGCACGGUUGGUGCUGCAGUGAGGACUCAUUCAAAGCUUGGGUUUAGUGGGCUGCCAUCUCAUCCACAACCAUUUGAGCUUAAUCAAAACCACCGACAUGUAUCCAGUUCCAUGGCAUUGCUCAUUCAAUUGGCAGUGUGCCCUCUAAGUGUAAUUAAUUGACAUCACUGGCUGAUUUUCUUCAUUUUUGCUGUGGGGUUAGUAGGGUUGGGGAGUGGGAGCUGGGUUCCACAUUGUCCCUGAGUGAAUGGACGAGCAAAGCUGAUUACUUCAGAAAUGUGUGGGUGCUGACAUACCUCAAGAUUUUGGGAUUGUUAAUUAAAAUGAGCUUUGUGUGUUGCACUUCGUGGCUCUUUCCAUGUAGAAAUCCUUAAAAUGAGUGGCCAGAUCCACCAACAGCAGGGUUUUAUGACCAGUAAAGAGGGAGGCUGUGCCAUGCUUUUAUAGUCCUUUCCCUGGGGUCUCUUGUCUGUAUCAUAUGGUAGAUACUUAACAUGUUCAGUGGACUCCAUCUCCCUAAGGUCUCAUAAAACAAUGGGUAUUUUUGGCAAUCAGAUUUGGUGUUUAUCUUU
This is a messenger RNA of Polypterus senegalus (gray bichir), 1607 nucleotides long. It is a transcript of the gene tmem88bl, whose product is annotated as transmembrane protein 88. The coding region runs from base 564 to 1082 and encodes 172 amino acids. Gene Ontology annotation, molecular function: PDZ domain binding. NCBI's taxonomy places the organism in Eukaryota, Metazoa, Chordata, Cladistia, Polypteriformes, Polypteridae. Gene Ontology annotation, cellular component: plasma membrane. The transcript has 3 exons. The record is from RefSeq and is a predicted model, not a curated record.